AUUAUUAUCAAAAAAUAUUGCAAGUCAGUAUUCGCAGAAAGAAAAAUAAAUAAAUUGUAGUCAUGAAAAUUUUAAUAUUUUUUGGGUUAAUUUUGACAGCAGUAAAAGUUGAUUCCUCUUCACAUGAAUUUGAAAGAUUAAUGGAUGCAUCAGCCGGUUGUGAAGCAGAAUUGGGAGAACCUAAAGAUCUAUUUGAAAAAAUGAAAAGGGGUGAGGACAUUGGAGAUGUAACUGAAGCAGGUGAAAUGGCCCUUUGCAUUAACGUAAAAAUGGGUCACAUGAGCCAAAAAGGAGAAAUUCUUCCUCACGAAUUUAAAAACCAUGUGAAUGCACUUACCGAAGACAAAGAAAAACGUAAAGAAAUUAUGGAAAAUUGUGGACCCAAAAAUGGUAAAACUCCAGCUGAAGCAGCUUUAAAUUUCGUAAAAUGUAUGCAGAAACAUUUACAUUAAGUUAGUAUAUGAACUAAUAAAAUAUUAAGACUAUUUGUUAAAUUAUAAUGAAAUACAUAAAUUCAUUCUGGAUAAUAAUAUUUGUUUAUUUAUUAUGAUCAUAUUUUUAAUUAAAAGUUUUUUUGCAAUUCAACCACUUAUAAUCGGAGAUCAAUUUUAUAAAAGUCUUGCACAUGUUCGAGAAUCGAGGGAGUCUGCCAAAAGACAUUAAAACUUAAAUAUAAUUUUAAAUGUAUUUAUCUUAUAAAAAAUCAUUUCCAAUAUAUGUUAGGAAGAUUAGUACACAAUUAUAUGAACCAGACAAUUAGAAGUAAUAUGCUUUAAUUUAAAAGUAAUUUAAGUUUAACUGAUCUUUAUUGAAAUACAUAUUUUGAAUAUUAAAAGUCUGUUAUAAUCUGAUUUAGCUCUAAAGAUUUUGGUAAUUGUUUUUUGUUUUGACUAGACCAAAUGAUGCUGUAUAAAUGGUUUAUUUUAAACAUUUUGGGUUAGGGUACGGCAUCCAAGCUGAAUUCGGAUCACACUUUGUUCAUAUCCCGAAAUAUUUUGAAAAUUUGGCAAGCCUAGCGCGAGCCGCAGUGUUGCUGUUGGCAAAGAAUGUUUACUUUUUACACACAAAAAUCUGACAAAAAUCAUUAGAAGAAAUAAAGGGAUUGAGCCUAAGCUGAAAUUAAGAUUUUAGAGUAAUAUUUUGCAAAUAUCAUUCACUAUUAUUAAAUUAGUUGCAGCUCUGUCAACUCUACAUUUAAAAGCUGAUGAGAUGGUUUCUUACAAGCAUUAAACACAAAGAAAAGCAAGAAAAGUCAGCUGGAUUUACUAAAAGAACCUACAUUAUUAAAAAAAGGGUUUGCUAAAGGAAGCUUUUAGUGAAAAGUAGUUACAAAUAAUUUUAUAGAAGAAAACAAGGGCAUGUUGGACUUAGAAGAAAUUUGUAAAGCAUUUACAAUAAGAUAUUUGAGUAAUACUCUAAAUCAGUGAUUCUCAAACUUUUUUGGUGACGGAACCUUUUUGAAAAGCGAAAUAUUUGACGGAGCCCUAAACACAUUUCGGAAAAAAGUCCUUCUUGCUCUAGCCUCUUGCCAGUUUCAUCCCUUUCCUUUGCGGAGCCCCUACAUCAAAAUUCUCAAAAUCAUAUACGCCUUCCUCUUCUUGACUUCUACAAAAAAAAAGUCCUCCAGCCGAAAAUACCAACAUCAUAUACUCCUUCUAAAAAAAAAACAAAAAAAUUAGGUCCUCAAGCCAAGUCCCGUGGUAGUAAUGGGUACUGCUUAUUUUCUUCUCGGAGCCCCCACACAGGCUUUGCGGAGCCUCAGGGAUCCUGGUCCGCUUUGAGUAACGCUGCUCUAAAUUAUCCCUAGCUAGGGAUUUCAACUUUACAAAAGUGCGCUACUAAACUAAAUCUAAGAUAUGGUCUUUCGGAAGAUUUAUGUAAAUACUUCAAGUAUGUAUGUAAUGUUAAAUCUCCUCUGUGUAUUGUAUGUAUAUAAACACAAUAGAUAAAACUGUUUUUCUCUAAUUGGAUACCUGUAUUUAUAGAUUAUUACCUAUAAUAAAACUGGGUUGUUU
This is a messenger RNA of Psylliodes chrysocephalus, 2015 nucleotides long. NCBI's taxonomy places the organism in Eukaryota, Metazoa, Arthropoda, Insecta, Coleoptera, Chrysomelidae. The record is from the annotation of a GenBank genome assembly.